GUAAUGUUUGAGAUGAAUAAAAUUCGGACUGAAAUCAUGAGUAUACCUUCUGAUGCAACUCACAGUAUACUUGAAAAACAUUUACUACACGCGGCAACUGAGGCUAGAAUUUUCAUAAUAUGUGCUUACGGACUAGAUGUACUGUACAUUCUUUGCGCAGCCGACUCGGCAAAUAUGUUGAAAGGCGACCAUGCAUUUAUAACUGUUGACUUUGCAUAUAUGACUCAAACUAAACCUGAAGGGCGGCCGUGUAACCUGGACCACCUGUUAGAAGGCAUACUUGAUGUGACUGUGCAACUUGAUGAGGCAUACAAAGGAUAUCAAGAUUUUGUUCGGGAACUUAUUGAGCGGAUGGACGGGCAACGUGGAGCUGAGAUUGGUAUUCAUUACGGAAUGAUAUACGAUGCAGUAUACCUGUAUGCUCUGGGUAUGGACGCUGUUAUAGGCCAGGGAGGAGAUCCAUCAGAUGGCAAACUUGUCAUAAGUCAACUUCUUCAUCAUUCAUUCCAAGGUAUCACUGGGAAAAUUCAGAUUGAUUCCAAUGGAACUAGACGGACAAACUUCACAUUACAUAAUAUAUUUUAUGACACAUAUACAACCGUUGCCGAGGGCAAUACAAGCCUUGGUGGCCUGGAGUUUUUACAAGACGCCAUUAUACAUUGGCCAGGCGGCGCAACAACUGCUCCUCUUGGCAGACCUGCGUGUGGAUGGAACAGUGAAUAUUGUAACAAGACAGACGAUUACAUUCCAGUGUUUGCUGCCGUUGGCAUGCUUGUUUUGAUCAUUGUUUCAAUAACCUCUGGUAUGGCAAUAUUUCUGUAUAGGAAAAGAAAGUACCAAGAAAGGAUGGAAAGCAUGUCUUGGAAGAUCUCAUAUGAUGACAUUGACUUUAAAAUUGGUUCGUAUGGAGGAAGCAUUUACGGAAGUAGGUUACAUAUAGGUGGAGCAGUAUCAAAAUUUCGGGAAAGCUCGCCUCCAUGUAUUACUCAGCGAUUUGAAUAUCCUGGAACCUUCUUGUCGAAGAGAUCCAGAUCUCAGGAAACAGUCAGUGGAAACCUUAGAAACUGCAGUGUAGAUUCAAAUAUGUCAGGGGCUGCUCAAUUAUUUACCAAAAUUGGCAGUUGUCGUGGCAAAUUGCUCGCAAUAAAAUUUGUUAGCAAACCAUACGUUGCUGUAACAAAAGCGCUCAUUAAAGAAAUAAACGAGAUACGUAAUUUAAGUCAUAGGAAUAUAAACCCGAUGAUCGGGGCGUGUAUUGACCCAAUGAAAGCAUGUGUGUUAUCAAUAUAUUGUCCUAAAGGGAGUCUACAAGAUGUUCUAGAAAAUGAUAAUAUAAAGCUGGACCAAAUAUUCAAAGUAUCAUUCGCAUCUGAUAUUGCAACGGGUAUGAAUUAUUUACAUUCAACUAGUGUUAGAAGUCACGGUCAUCUUAAAUCAUCUAAUGUAUUUAUUGACCAACACUGGACAUGUAAGGUUGGUGAUAUAAGUAUGCCUGUGUUUAGAGAGGGAGAAAGAACCACUUCAGAUUCUGCCAUCAGACAAUGUUAUCAGCAAUUAUGGACAGCACCAGAAAUAUUACGAGAUUCAGGUAGCAUUGCACGAGGGACACAGAAAGGGGAUGUUUAUUCAUAUGGUAUAAUUCUACAGGAGAUAAUGUUACGGACGGGCCCUUAUAGCUAUAACAACAUGGACCCUGAAGAUAUUAUAACAAGAAUUAUUGAAAAAGAAACGCCACCUUUUAGACCUAUUGUCCCUCCAGUAGAGAGUAUCUCAGAAAUUGAUGACGUCAUGAGAAUGGCCUGGGAGGAAGUGCCUUUAUUUCGCCCGACGUUUUCAACUAUUUUAGAAUCGCUCAAAAAAUUCAACAACGGAAGGACAACAAAUUUAGUUGAUCAAAUGGUACAUAUGAUGGAGAAGUAUGCAGACCAUCUUGAAGAACUGGUUCAUGAACGGACGGAACUACUCGAACUUGAACAAAAACGGACAGAAGAUCUGUUAUGCAGAAUGUUACCUCGAUCCAUAGCAAAUGAUUUAAAAGUGGGAAAAAUAAUAGCACCAGAAUGGUACGAAAGCGUGACAGUGUUUUUCUCUGAUAUUGUCGGCUUCACGGCUCUUUCAUCACAAAGUACACCCAUGGAGGUUGUCAAUUUUCUAAAUGAUUUGUAUACUUGUUUUGAUACGGUCAUAGAAGACUUUGAUGUUUACAAGGUAGAGACUAUUGGUGAUGCAUACAUGGUAGUUAGUGGUCUUCCAGAAAGAAACGGUAAUAAGCAUGCAGGUGAAAUAGCAACAAUGGCUUUAGAUUUACUAAGCUCCGUAACAACGUUCAAGAUCCGACAUCGACCGAAUCAGCAACUUCAAAUGCGCAUUGGCAUGCAUAGUGGGCCAGUUUGUGCAGGGGUUGUUGGCUUAAAAAUGCCACGGUAUUGUCUUUUUGGUGACACGGUAAAUUAUGCUUCAAGAAUGGAAUCUACCGGGCUAGCAUUACGAAUCCAUGUAAGUCCUGAGUGCAAGGCCUUAUUGGAAGAGCUGGACGGGUUCCAUUUUGAAUGCCGCGGAUUAGUUGAUAUGAAGGGAAAAGGACAGAUCAAAACAUAUUUUCUGUUGGGAAGACAGGGAUUUAGCAAACCUCUUCCAGACUUGAAACUCGCUAUAAAUGUUGAAAAACACCAGUUUAAACUUAUAGAUCCUAAACCACGUACAGAAAUAUCUAUCCCGAAUGGAAUAAAGAAAUUUUGAAACUGUGAAUAAAAUUUCGCUAUGGUCCGAGACACUAUAGUGGUGUGCGUCGACUUUUACCACAUUCAGAUAUAAAAAACCAAUUCCAAAUAGACACCCAGAACGGUUGUCACGGGUGAGGUGCAUGGAAUAAACAGAUACAUUUCAAAACCAUCAUUUGUCUACAAAUAUUAAAUGUAACAAGAGCAUAUUUGUAGCAGGAAAAACAAACUCUUAUAUCGGCUUAUAUGACCGUGUAAAGGUUGUUUUGUAUGCGUAACAAUGUCUGCCGACUAGUGGUUCCUUUUUGUUUUUUUUAUGAAAAAAUGAGUAAUUUGUAACCGUUACAUUCAAACUUUUUGAAUGUGUAUUUAUAGAUAACAAUAUUCGAAUCACUUUUAUCUUUUGGGUCUGAGAGUUGCCAGUAAAAAAGUAA
Messenger RNA from Ruditapes philippinarum (Manila clam), 3154 nucleotides. Its product is annotated as atrial natriuretic peptide receptor 1-like. NCBI's taxonomy places the organism in Eukaryota, Metazoa, Mollusca, Bivalvia, Venerida, Veneridae. Bases 4 to 2739 code for a protein of 911 amino acids. Gene Ontology annotation, molecular function: ATP binding; peptide receptor activity; protein kinase activity. The record is from RefSeq and is a predicted model, not a curated record. The transcript has 21 exons. Gene Ontology annotation, cellular component: membrane. Gene Ontology annotation, biological process: receptor guanylyl cyclase signaling pathway; protein phosphorylation; intracellular signal transduction.